Anisakis simplex (herring worm) is the source of this 2715-nucleotide messenger RNA. Lineage: Eukaryota; Metazoa; Nematoda; Chromadorea; Rhabditida; Anisakidae. The record is from the annotation of a GenBank genome assembly.
GGUGGAAAGAAUGAAUAUCAGCUAUACAAUAUUUAUAAUUUUACAGAUAAUCAGUCAGAUACGUCAGAAGUUAUAAACACAAAAGAUACUUCAACUCAACAGAUCAAUCAGAAGGCAACAAUGACUGAUCUCGAGGAUAUUUAUGCAACACUUGCAGAUGAGCCACAAAAAAGUAAAACAGUCUGGAAUUCAUCGAAAUCGACACCGAGUUCAUCGUUUCGUGUUAUUGAAGCCGUCUCAGUUGGUCGAAAUAAGAACUAUCACAUGGACAUUCUUCAUUAUUCGCCAACCGGCGCCAAUUCUGAGGAGAAACGCGAUGUUCAGUUCGGAAGCCUCAAACCUCAGUUGGCGAAAUUUGAACGGCCGAAUUUUAUCAUUACUUCAUCGCAAGGUCAAAAGCCUGGAGUCAAAGAGCAACAACAAUCCGACUCGAUAAGAACGCAGGAUGUGAGAACAGACAAGAAUAUCACUCACAAUUCAAAAGAAGAUACUACUCUUCAGAAGGAAUAUGCCGAAAUGAAGGCUCUUUUCGAUGAAUGGCACUCGCGUUGUUCUGAUCCGUUGAGUGCCAAAAACGCCUACACCCUCAGACUUCAGGAGCGAAUGGUAGCACAGUUGGAACUUGUUCGAAAGUUAUGCGCUCAGGCACCAGCAGAAGAUAUCGCCGACUGUCCCCCUUUACCAAUUCCAAUUUUACCGUCAGCGCAGAAGAAACGACCUCAACUAAGCAACUAUAAGUUUUCACCCCCCACCCCCAUAUCACAAUUCCCACAAUCGUUAUCCACACAACAACGAAAAUCACCUCAAACUGAUUACAAAUCACCAAAUAGCAACAUAUCGUUUGGUUAUGCCCACCAAACAACCAUCACGCAACAAAUGGUUAAGCCAACUGCCGCAGCAACAGUAUCCUCUUCAAAUGAACAACAAAAUGCUCGUAAAGACUCGAACAGCUCCAUUGAUAUCAGAAAUAAUAAUAAUCCGAAACCUGAGUACAAUACGAUCAGUUAUGGAACGACCAUACAACCAAAACAAAACCAACCAAUUUAUUCAAACGUCCAGAAAACUUCAGCAGUUUUUUCUAACAAAACGAAGGCCACCGAUUGGAGUAAAAGAAAGUUUGAAUGUGGAUCAAUAGAUGAAAAGGUUUGGGUGACAAGUACGCUGAGAGGAGAAAGUGCGUCGUCGUUGAAGAAUCAGGAACGUCAGAAACGAAAAGAGGAAGCUUUCGAGCGAAUUCAGCGUGAGAUUGAGGCAGAAGUGGAACGUCACCGAGAAAUGAAGAAAAUGCAUGAAAAUGUCAACAAACUUGCUACUGUCGAGGAGAAGGUCGAUAAAGAUCAUCGAAUGUCAGAAUCUGCGGUGGAAUGGAAAGAGGAAAAGCCGAAGAAAUCCGUGCCAGUGUCCUCCAUAGUGGAAUCAUCUCGAAAGAAUUUCGAAACGAAAUCGUCAGCAAAUCAUAAAUUGGUGUCAUCAGCACCACCACCGUUGUCCUCAUCAACGUCGUCAAGGAGAGAAUCUGAGAUGAAAGAGACGGAAUUUGAGGUGAAACUGAAGGAAGAAAAGCCGAAAAAAUCGGUGUCAGUGUCCUCUAUAGUGGAAUCAUCUCGAAAGACUUUCGAAACGAAAUCGUCAGCAAAUCAUAAAUUGGUGUCAGCAGCACCACCACCGUGGUCCUCAUCAACAUCGCAAUAUUCUUACAAAACGACAACGACCAAAAAAGACUUUCCACCAGUCAAAAGAAUUAAUGAUCACCAAGUGAACGGGUCUCAGAAUAGCAAUCGUAGCGAAUUAUCAAAUAAUCGUAAUGAAACGACGAUUCCAAAACAAAUCAGCAUUAGUGCAAUAGCCAAGAAUUUCGAUUCAAAAUCAACUACGUCAACGAGCGACGAGUCAACAAAGUCCUGCUCAAGGCCAAGCAGUACAUCAAAUAUCAAACAAGUCCUCCAGAAUGUUAAAUUGGAAACUCAUUCAGCCAAUGUUGAGAAACCACUGAAAUUCCAAAACUACAACCACCCUUCAGUGAUGCAUCAAAAUUCGACAAAUAUGAACAAAAAUAAUGCCAAUCCAUCGAGGAACAAUGUUAGCGAAGAUCAUAAUGGUAAUGGUAAAAGCAGCAGUGACGACGGUGAUAGCAAACAACCAAUUACGACAAGCAUUCGUUCAAAUGAAUACGAUCAAGAACAACAACAAUUUACAAUCCCUAAACUCAAGAAAGUUGACAGGCCAGUCGAACGCGUUGGAAUUCAACUGGGUUUCGUUCGUGAUGAUAAUCCGGACUACAAACCGAACCAAAUGUUGCCGAGUGAGAAUUCAUCAUCUCAACAAUUUUCGCGAUAUUCGUCGAUGCCAUCGUUUACUAAUGAACUGGAUGAAUCUUCAACCCCACAGGUCAGUAUCUCUAGAUCCGGCCCACCACCACCACCACCUCCAGGUCCUGCACCAGUCAUAUCGCAGCUCCGACUCAGGGAUAACCCGCAGUCACCGAGAAAUUAUGCCACCUCGUCGAGGCAACAAUAUCGUCAGUCACCAUCACCCAACUUCAACCCCCUAAUCGCUGAACUGAGAACAGUGAACUUCAAACCGUCAGCACCAAAUUCGCCGAGGCCAGCGAGAGCCAAUCAGCCAGCUUCAAGUGACCUUCGAGAGAGUUUAAUGAAAGAGAUUUGUGAUGCUGGUGGGACAAGGUGUCUUAAAAAGGUCGCAACACCGACGUAA